CUGGUGUCAAUGUCUCUUGCUCCCAGAGCUCUGCUGAGGACAUCUCUCACAACAUCCAACCGUAAUUGGCUACUGAAUAUUGAAGGAUAAUCCGAACACAGAAAGAUACGAAAGUUAAAAUCUUACACCGAAAAUCUUAGCACGUUUCAUUCACACUCUACUCGCAUACCACUACAGUGAACACGCGCAGUUUAGGCACACGCACGAGAGGCGGAGUGCAUGAGUCAUUAACCAAAAGUGACCAGUGCGUUUAAAUUCAUAUCUUCAGGGAGUACACAAGGAACCUCAUGAUGAGCCAAAUGGAUGAGUUUCACAUGACAAUUCGUACCUCCACAUUACCUCACUCAGGAACGUAUGGCAGUGUUUGGAUCUCUCUGGUCGGUACUCUUUGCGAGACCCCUCCAGUGAAAGUGAAUCCAGAACAACAUCGUCUCCUGCCAGGCUCAGCCUAUACUAUUGUCAUCACACCUACAGAGGAAGUUGGUAAACUGGUUUUGAUGAAACUGCGUCUUGAGGCUCAGCCUGGGUUUCCAGACCUGAACUGGCACUGUCAGGAUGUUGAGGUGAGACGGCAUUCUGAAGAUCCCAAUGUGGAUGUUUUUCUUUGCCAUAAAUGGAUUCAGAGCGCAGACGGAUGUGUUGAGCUUCGGAACGAUAAAGUGUGUCUGAAAAAGGAGGAGACAUUGGCAAUCCUAAAAGCUCACAGGGAGAAGGCUCUUAAGAAUAAACAGCAGUCUAUCAGGUUUGGCACAUUUGUUGACGGCGUCCUUGGAUGUGUGGACAUGCCCAGUGUGGCAGCUCUAGGUCCCAACCUGACUCACAUUCGUCAAAGUCCAGGCAGCAAUGUGCACUAUCUAAAAGGUUUUACUGAAAGAGGAACAUCUUGGAAUAGUCUACAAGAACUUGAGACAUUCUUCCUGUUCAACGGAAGAGAGAACACAGUUGCGAAAUAUGUUCAGGCCCAUUGGAAAGAGGAUGCAUUCUUUGGGUAUCAAUGCCUCAAUGGCUCCAAUCCGCUGUGUGUCAAGCAGAUCCGCAGCCUGCCACCCAACCUCGCUGUCACUUCAAAGAUGGUCAGAUGUUUUUUGCCGGAGGGGUCUUCCCUGAAGCGUGAGAUGGAGAAAGGACGUGUUUAUCUUCUGGAUUAUGAGAUUCUGGAUCAGUUGCCUGACAAUACUGUCAAUGGCAAGCAGACGUACUUGACUGCUCCUUUAUGUCUGCUGCAUUACAACCAAAAUGAAGAACUAAAGCCAAUUGCCAUACAGCUUCAACAGUCUCCUGGUCCACAGAACCCUGUUUUCUUGCCUUCUGAUUCUGCAGCGGAUUGGUUGUUAGCAAAGAUAUGGGUGCAUAAUUCAGAUUUUGUAGUCCAUCAGCUGCUUUCCCACCUGUUGCGCACUCAUCUUGUGGGGGAGGUGUUUUGUACCGCAACACUCCGACGUCUACCGGAGAUUCAUCCUCUGUACCAGCUCCUUAUGCCACAUAUUCAGACUACUCUUCAGAUCAACAUUCAAGCUAGAGCAACUCUUCUGGCCAAAGAUGGGGUUUUUGACAAGUCUAUUUCUUGCGGUCUGGAUGCAGCGAAGCUGCUGCUUGCUCGAGGAACUCAGCGUCUGCGCUAUAGCUCGAUGUGUGUGCCAGAUGACCUGAGAUGCCGUGGACUGGAUACACUCCCCAUCUGCUAUUACGCACAAGAUGCUAUCAGGGUGUGGGAUGCUCUACAUAGGUUUGUUGAGGGCUGGAGUAGUUUGUAUUACUGUAAUGAUGAGGACAUCCAGCAGGACUGUGAGCUGCAGAACUGGAUUAGAGAGAUCUUCAUGAAGGGAUUCCUUGGCCUUAGUCACACAGGAAUUCCACAGUCAUUUCAAACAACUGCUGAAAUGUGCAAGUUUGUCACCGUGGUGAUCUUCACCUGCUCUGCGCUUCACUCAGCUGUCAACUUCUCUCAGCUGGAUUACAACCUUUGGAUACCAAACAGUCCAGCAGCUCUGGUACGCCCUCCUCCUCAGACCAAAGGCCUUACAACUGAGGAUGAGCUUGUGUCCUUCCUUCCAGGAGUGAAUUCCUCUUGUCACGUCCUUAGUAUCUUGAGUCUACUGUCACAACAUGCCAUUGACUAUGUGCCCCUGUGCCACUAUAAGGAGUGGUACUUCCGCAGUGGCGCCACCCUCAGGCUUGUGGAGAAAGUACAGAAGGAGUUGAAGAAGAUAGCAAGAGACAUCACAAAAAGAAACACACAGCUGGAGUUACCCUACACUUAUCUGUCCCCAGAUUAUAUUGAAAACAAUCUGGCCAUCUGAGUCUAACAAAUCAAGCACUGUUUUUCUUCUUUAGAAGUAGUAUCAUUGGGGGGUUGAACAGGUUUUCUGGAUUUUAGAAAUAUCAUAAGUAAACAUUACAUAAACCAUGUGUGGUGUUUAUUUUUAUGUACCACUGUGUUAAUUUUGACAUUUGUUUUUUGAAUGUGGUAGUACGUGUGUCUAUUCUUUUGCUUGAGUAGCCUAUUAAAUACU
Molecule: messenger RNA, 2513 nt
Organism: Triplophysa rosa
Lineage: Eukaryota; Metazoa; Chordata; Actinopteri; Cypriniformes; Nemacheilidae
Product: hydroperoxide isomerase ALOXE3-like
Exons: 15
Coding region: 288-2300 (670 amino acids)
Biological process (GO): linoleic acid metabolic process; lipid oxidation
Molecular function (GO): iron ion binding; oxidoreductase activity, acting on single donors with incorporation of molecular oxygen, incorporation of two atoms of oxygen; protein binding
Source: RefSeq, a predicted model, not a curated record